AUGUUCGUGUUCCACGUAGUGUUGCUCGAAUUGUUGCGUCGAACAGUUGAAGCGAACUAAUCAAAAAGCGGCAAAAUGAAGACUAUCUUAUUUACAAUUUGUGUUUUGAUGUCCGUUCACGCUGCAAUUUCGGUAGAGCGACAUAAAUUUUAUGACUACAUGGCAACCUGUUUACAAGAUAUUACGUCAAACAAAAAUGCAAUGAAUGUCGACUUUUCUGUAGCAUUUCAACCAAUUUUCUCUAACAGUUUUCACGCUUCUUUUAACGCACUCCCGAAACUAUCUUUCAACGCCUGGGUCAAUACUUUCAUAUGCGCAUUUAAGAAAGCUGGUGUAGUCAAUGAAGACGGUAGAAUGAUUAAAAGUAGACCACAACAAUAUUGUGCAGAAGUUUUACAGAAAUCUGAGAACAUACAACUAUGUGAAAAUCUCGUCGUGUUCUGCACUAAUCUUGCAUGCACUCCCGGUCCAAUAUGUGCUGCCGACGAAGUAGUAAACGAAGUGGGAUGUAAACUAAACAAUGGCAUUAUGUCGGUUUUCGAGUAUCCAUUUUGGAAUGAAGUAUAUAAAAAAAAAAACUUUAUGAGUAGCAUUUAUUAGAAGUAUAU
Messenger RNA from Pseudomyrmex gracilis, 608 nucleotides. RefSeq lists its product as uncharacterized. The record is from RefSeq and is a predicted model, not a curated record. The coding region runs from base 76 to 600 and encodes 174 amino acids. NCBI's taxonomy places the organism in Eukaryota, Metazoa, Arthropoda, Insecta, Hymenoptera, Formicidae. The transcript is spliced from 5 exons.